Molecule: messenger RNA, 12379 nt
Organism: Polyodon spathula (Mississippi paddlefish)
Lineage: Eukaryota; Metazoa; Chordata; Actinopteri; Acipenseriformes; Polyodontidae
Gene: nf1a
Product: neurofibromin 1a
Exons: 61
Coding region: 187-8829 (2880 amino acids)
Biological process (GO): regulation of GTPase activity
Source: RefSeq, a predicted model, not a curated record
GGCGCUCGCUCUCAGCCGAGCCUCACUGGAAAGGAGGAAUCAAACUUCCGGUUGGUAUCAUGGCGGCAUUGAGCGGCUUCCGAUGAGGAUGAAAGAGUGGAAAAAUAAACUGUAGAAGAAAAGCCAAGCCGAGCCACCGCUUCUUUCGGGGAGUCGCAGCCCCCACCCGGCUCUCCUCGGCCGGCCAUGGCGGCGCACAAACCCGUGGAAUGGGUUCAGGCCGUGAUCAGCCGAUUCGACGAGCAGCUUCCAAUCAAAGCAGGACAGCAGACUACCCACACCAGAGUCAGCACAGAGCACAACAAGGAAUGCCUCAUCAACAUCUCCAAGUAUAAGUUUUCCCUCGUCAUAAGCGGCCUCACUAACAUCUUGAAAAAUGUGAACAACAUGCGGAUAUUUGGGGAAGCAGCAGAGAAGAACUUGUACCUGUCCCAGCUCAUCAUACUGGACACACUGGAGAAAUGUCUGGCAGGGCAACCCAAGGACUGCAUGAGGCUGGACGAGACCAUGCUGGUGAAGCAGCUGCUGCCAGAGAUUUGCCACUUCAUCCACAUGUACCGGGAAGGGAACCAGCACGCUGCGGAGCUCCGGAGCUCGGCUUCCGGGGUCCUCUUCUCUCUCAGCUGCAAUAACUUCAACGCUGUCUUCAGCAGGAUCUCCACGAGGUUGCAGGAGCUUACGGUGUGCCUGGAAGACAAUGUGGACAUCCACGAUAUUGAGCUCAUGCAGUACAUCAACGUGGACUGUGCCAAACUCAAAAGGCUUCUGCAAGAGACCGUGUUCAAAUUUAAAGCCCUGAAGAAGCCGGCCCAGCUGGGUGUAAUCAACAGCCUCGAAAAGGCGUUUUGGAACUGGGUGGAAAACUAUCCAGAUGAGUUUACGAUGCUGUAUCAGCGGCCUCAGACUGACAUGGCAGACUGCGCAGAGAAGCUCUUCGACCUGGUGGACAGUUUUGCGGAGAGUGCAAAGCGGAAAGCGGCCGUGUGGCCCCUGCAGAUCAUCCUGCUCAUCCUCUGCCCCGUGAUCAUCCAGGAGAUCUCCAAGGAGGUGGUGGAGGACAGCAAGCUGAACAAGAAACUGUUUUUGGACAACGUGCGGAAAGCCCUGGCGGGGCAUGGCGUCAGUAAGCAGCUGACAGAGAGCGCUGCGAUCGCCUGCGUGAAACUCUGCAAGGCCUCCACCUACAUCAACUGGGAGGACAACUCCGUCAUCUUCCUCCUGGUGCAGUCCAUGGUCGUAGACCUCAAGGCUUUACUCUUCAACCCCGCCAAGACGUUCUCCAGAGGAACCGGCAGUCAGAGUGCAGACAUGGACCUCAUGAUUGACUGCUUCGUGUCUUGCUUCCGAAUAAACCCGCACAACAACCAGCAUUUCAAGGUCUGUUUGGCACCAUCCUCCCCGCCCACCUUCCAUUUUGUGCUGGUGAACUCUCUCCACCGAAUCAUUACCAAUUCGGCUCUGGAUUGGUGGCCCAAGAUCGAUGCGGUGUACUGCUACUCGGGGGAGCUGCGGGGCAUGUUCUCGGAGACGCUGAGCCGAGUGAUGCAGGGCUGCAGCGCACACGCUCCCUUACGCAUGACGCCGAGUCUCACGUUUAAAAUUACCAGCCUUAAAUUUAAAGAAAAAACAACAGAUUUGGAUACCAGAAGUUAUAAGUAUUUGCUGUUGGCUGUUGUGAAAUUAAUCCAUGCAGACCCUAAACUGCUGCUGCACAAUCCUGGAAAGCCAGGCCACGAAAUCCAGAGCAGCACUGCAGAGUUAAUCACAGGGCUGGUACAGCUGGUCCCAUUGCCCAACAUGUCUGAGAUUGCCCAGGAAGCUAUGGAGGCUUUAUUGGUUCUGCAUCAACCAGAAAACAUUGAACUGUGGAAUCCAGAUGCACCAAUAGAAACCUUUUGGGAUAUAAGCUCCCAGGUUCUCUUUUUUAUCUGCAAGAAACUAAUCGGUCACCAGAUGCUGAACAGCACAGAGAUUCUGAAGUGGCUGAGAGAGAUUCUGAUCUGCAGGAAUAUGUUUCUGCUCAAGAACAAGGAAAGCGCUACCCUGGGCAGUGGGAUCCCUAUCUGUCGCCAGGCUCAGACCAAGCUGGAGGUGUCUCUCUACGCCUUCCUGUGGAGCCCGGACAUUGAGGCCGUCCUGGUGGCCAUGUCCUGUUUCAGGCACCUCUGUGAAGAGGCGGAUAUCAGGUGUGGGGUGGAUGAAGUGUCCGUCCAAAGCAUCCUCCCCAAUUACAACACCUUCAUAGAGUUCGCAUCGGUCAGCAACGUGAUGUCAACAGGUCGGGCAGCUUUGCAGAAGAGAGUCAUGGCACUGCUCAGGAGAAUAGAGCACCCCACUGCAGGGAAUACUGAGGCCUGGGAAGAUACAUAUGCAAAAUGGGACCAGGCCACCAAAUUAAUUCUUAACUAUCCAAAAACUAGAAUUGAGGACGGACAGGUUACAGAAAGUCUCCAUAAGACAAUUGUUAAGCGGCGAAUGUCACAUGUAAGUGGGGGUGGCUCUAUAGACUUGUCUGACACGGACUCCUUGCAGGAAUGGAUCAACAUGACGGGAUUCCUGUGCGCCCUCGGGGGCGUGUGCCUUCAGCACCGCAGCAACCCCGGGCCAGCCACUUACAGCCCUCCCAUGGGCCCUGUCAAUGAACGCAAAGGCUCCAUGAUCUCCAUGGUCUCCACUGAGGGCAGCGCGGAGACGCCCCUCAGCAAGUUUCUGGACCGCUUGCUCUCACUCAUGGUGUGCAACCUGGAGAAAGUGGGCCUGCAGAUCAGGACCAAUAUCAAAGACCUGGUGGGGCUGGAGCUGAGCCCAGCGCUCUACCCCAUGCUGUUUAACAAGCUGAAGAACAGCAUCAGCCGCUUCUUUGACGCACAAGGGCCGGUUCCAAUCAAUGACACUAAUACGCAGUUUGUGGAGCAGACGAUUGCUAUAAUGAAGAACCUGCUGGAUAACCACACUGAAGGGAGCUCUGAGCACUUGGGCCAGGCCAGCAUCGAGACCAUGAUGCUCAACUUAGUCAGGUAUGUCCGCAUUUUGGGAAACAUGGUGCACGCAAUCCAGAUCAAAACCAGGCUGUGCCAACUGGUUGAAGUGAUGAUGGAAAGACGGGACGACCUGUCGUUUUGUCAGGAGAUGAAAUUUAGGAACAAAAUGGUGGAGUACCUAACUGAUUGGGUUAUGGGAAUUUCCAACCAGGCGGCGGAUGACGACGUGAAGUGUUUGACAAGAGACCUGGAUCAGGCCAGCAUGGAGGCGGUCGUGUCACUGCUCGCAGGAUUACCCCUCCAGCCAGAAGAGGGAGACGGUGUGGAACUGAUGGAGGCCAAGUCGCAGCUCUUCCUGAAAUACUUCACUCUGUUCAUGAACCUGCUGAAUGACUGCAGCGAGGUGGAGGAUGAUGGGCAGCAGACAGGGGGGCGGAAGCGCGGGAUGUCCCGGAGGCUGGCCUCGCUGCGGCACUGCACUGUCCUGGCCAUGUCCAACCUCCUCAACGCCAACGUGGACAGCGGCCUGAUGCACUCCAUAGGGUUGGGCUAUCAUAAAGACCUGCAGACUCGAGCCACCUUCAUGGAGGUGCUGACCAAGAUCCUGCAGCAGGGCACGGAGUUCGACACGCUGGCAGAGACGGUGCUGGCUGACCGCUUCGAGAGGCUGGUCGAGCUGGUCACCAUGAUGGGAGACCAGGGGGAGCUGCCCAUUGCCAUGGCUUUGGCCAAUGUGGUGCCUUGUUCACAGUGGGAUGAGCUGGCCCGGGUGCUGGUGACUCUGUUCGAUUCCCGGCACCUCCUGUAUCAGCUGCUGUGGAACAUGUUUUCCAAAGAGGUGGAGCUGGCAGACUCUAUGCAGACGCUGUUCAGAGGAAACAGCCUAGCAAGUAAAAUAAUGACCUUUUGUUUUAAGGUUUAUGGUGCUACCUACCUGCAGAAGCUGCUGGAGCCUUUGCUAAGAGCAGUGAUCACCACCCUGGAGUGGCAGCAUGUCAGCUUCGAGGUCGACCCCACCAGGCUUGAACCCACGGAGAGUCUGGAGGAGAACCAGCGCGACUUGCUGCAGAUGACGGAGCAAUUCUUCCACGCAAUCCUCAGCUCCUCCUGCGACUUCCCUCCCCAGCUGCGCAGCGUGUGCCACUGCUUGUACCAGGCAACUUGCCACUCUCUACUGAAUAAAGCUACUGUUAAAGAAAAAAAGGAAAACAAAAAAUCAGUGGUCAGCCAGCGCUUCCCCCAGAACAGCAUGGGCGCUGUCGGGAGUGCCAUGUUCUUAAGGUUCAUCAACCCUGCCAUCGUCUCCCCCUACGAAGCAGGGAUCCUGGACAAGAAGCCCCCACCCAGGAUCGAACGUGGGCUGAAGCUAAUGUCCAAGAUACUUCAAAGUAUUGCCAACCACGUGUUGUUUACAAAAGAAGAGCACAUGAGGCCGUUCAAUGACUUUGUCAAAAGCAAUUUUGAUGCAGCAAGAAGAUUCUUUCUGGACAUCGCGUCCGACUGCCCUGCCAGCGACGCUGUCAAUCACAGCCUGUCCUUCAUCAGCGAUGGCAACGUGCUGGCUCUGCAUCGGCUGCUGUGGAACAAUCAGGAGAAGAUUGGGCAGUAUCUCUCCAGUAACAGGGAUCACAAGGCUGUGGGAAGGAGGCCCUUUGACAAGAUGGCGACUCUGCUGGCAUACCUGGGCCCCCCAGAGCACAAGCCCGUGGCCGACACGCACUGGUCCAGCCUCAACCUCACCAGCUCCAAAUUCGAGGAGUUCAUGACGAGGCACCAAGUGCAUGAAAAAGACGAGUUCAAGGCUCUGAAAACACUCAACAUUUUCUAUCAAGCCGGGACCUCCAAAUCUGGCAAUCCAGUAUUUUAUUACAUCGCUCGGAGGUUUAAGACUGGCCAGAUCAACGGGGACCUGCUCAUUUACCACGUCCUGCUCACCCUGAAGCCGUACUACGCCAAGCCGUACGAGAUCGUGGUGGACCUGACCCAUGCGGGGCCCAGCAACCGCUUCAAGACAGACUUCCUCUCCAAGUGGUUUGUGGUGUUCCCGGGCUUCGCCUACGAGAACGUGGCCGCCGUCUACAUCUACAACUGCAACUCGUGGGUGCGGGAGUACACCAAGUACCACGAGAGGCUGCUCACGGGACUGAAGGGCAGCAAGAAGCUCAACUUCAUCGACUCCCCGGGCAAGCUGGCGGAGCAGGUGGAGCCCGAGCAGCAGAAGCUGCCCGCCGCCACGCUGGCACUGGAGGAGGACCUCAAGGUGUUCCACAACGCCCUCAAGCUCGCCCACAAGGACACCAAGGUCUCCAUCAAGGUUGGCUCCACAGCAGUGCAGGUGACCUCCGCAGAGCGCACCCGUGUCCUGGGGCAGUCUGUGUUCCUCAAUGAUAUCUACUACGCCUCGGAGAUAGAGGAGAUCUGCCUGGUGGACGAGAACCAGUUCACCCUGACCAUCGCCAACCAAGGCACCCCUCUGACGUUCAUGCACCAGGAGUGUGAGGCCAUCGUCCAGUCCAUCAUCCACAUCCGCACUCGCUGGGAGCUGUCUCAGCCCGACUCCAUCCCGCAGCACACCAAAAUCCGGCCCAAGGACGUCCCGGGAACGCUGCUCAACAUUGCACUGCUCAAUCUGGGAAGUUCAGACCCAAGUUUACGGUCUGCUGCCUAUAACCUCCUGUGUGCCUUAACCUGCACCUUCAACCUGAAGAUUGAGGGGCAGCUGCUGGAGACGUCGGGUCUGUGUAUCCCUGCCAACAACACCCUGUUCAUCGUGUCCAUCAGCAAGACCUUGGCUGCCAACGAGCCCCACCUGACCCUGGAGUUCCUGGAGGAGUGCAUCUCGGGCUUCAGCAAGUCUAGUAUUGAACUGAAACAUCUCUGUCUGGAGUACAUGACGCCCUGGCUGCUAAACCUGGUGCGAUUCUGUAAGCACAACGAUGACGCCAAGCGGCAGAGAGUCACUGCCAUUCUGGACAAGCUGAUCACAAUGACCAUCAACGAGAAGCAGAUGUACCCUUCCAUUCAGGCCAAGAUCUGGGGCAGCCUUGGGCAGAUCACAGAUUUGCUGGAUGUGGUGCUGGACAGCUUCAUCAAAACCAGUGCGACAGGAGGGCUGGGCUCCAUCAAAGCAGAAGUGAUGGCUGACACAGCUGUGGCUCUGGCUUCAGGAAAUGUAAAGCUGGUUUCUAGCAAGGUGAUCGGGCGCAUGUGCAAGAUCAUCGAUAAGACCUGCCUGUCCCCCACGCCCACGCUGGAGCAGCACCUCAUGUGGGACGACAUUGCCAUCCUCGCCCGCUACAUGCUCAUGCUGUCCUUCAACAACUCCCUGGACGUGGCUGCCCACCUGCCCUACCUCUUUCACGUGGUCACCCUGCUGGUGGCCACCGGCCCGCUGUCUCUCCGCGCCUCCACGCACGGCCUGGUCAUCAACAUCAUCCACUCACUCUGCACCUGUUCACAGCUCAACUUCAGCGAGGAGACCAAGCAAGUCCUGAGGCUCAGCCUGACUGAGUUUUCUCUUCCCAAGUUCUACCUGCUUUUCGGGAUCAGUAAAGUGAAGUCGGCUGCUGUCAUCGCUUUCCGCUCCAGCUACCGGGACCGCUCGUUCUCUCCAGGGUCCUACGAGAGGGAGACCUUCGCUCUCACCUCGCUGGAGACUGUCACUGAGGCCCUGCUGGAGAUCAUGGAGGCUUGUAUGAGGGACAUUCCGACGUGCAAAUGGUUGGACCAGUGGACAGAGUUAGCGCAAAAAUUUGCAUUCCAGUACAACCCGUCCCUGCAGCCUAGAGCCCUGGUGGUCUUCGGCUGUAUCAGCAAGAGGGUGUCGCAUGGGCAGAUCAAACAGAUCAUCCGCAUUCUCAGCAAGGGGCUGGAGAGUUGCUUAAAGGGUCCUGACAACUACAACAGCCAGGUUUUAAUUGAGGCCACCGUAAUCGCGCUGACUAAACUGCAGCCACUUCUCAACAAGGUACGGAGGCAGAAGUGCACCCAGCCCCUACAGGACUCCCCCAUGCACAAAGCCCUGUUCUGGGUGGCCAUUGCGGUCCUGCAGCUCGACGAAGUGAACCUGUACUCUGCUGGGACAGCUCUGCUGGAACAGAACCUGCACACACUGGACAGCCUCAGAGUGUUCAAUGACAAGAGUCCAGAGGAGGUGUUCAUGGAAAUCAGGAAGCCUUUGGAAUGGCACUGCAAACAGAUGGAUCAUUUCGUCGGCCUCAAUUUUAACUCUAACUUCAAUUUUGCACUAGUGGGACACUUGCUGAAAGGGUACCGGCAUCCCUCCCCCACCACAGUAGCCCGGACGGUGAGGAUUCUCCACACUCUGCUUGCACUCGUGGGAAAGCACCUGAACUGUGACAAGUUCGAGGUGAACACCCAGAGUGUGGCUUACCUUGCAGCCCUGCUGACUGUGUCGGAGGAAGUGAGGAGCCGCUGCAGCCUCAAGCACAGGAAGUCCUUGUUGUUGUCGGACGUUUCCAUGGAGAACAUUUCCAUGGAUACAUACUCUUUGCAUCACACUGAUCCCAGCUGUAGGACACUGAGGGAGAGUCAGCCCUGGACUUCUCCCAAAGUCUCGGACCGGUACCUGGUUGCAAACUAUCCCACGGUGGGGCAGAUCAGCCCCAGAACCCGCAAGUCCAUGAGCCUGGACAUGGGCCAGCCAUCCCAAGCAAACACUAAAAAGCUACUCGGCACUAGGAAGAGCUUUGACCACUUGAUUUCAGACACUAAAGCACCAAAGAGACCAGAGAUCGAAUCUGGCAUCACCACGCCUCCCAAAAUGAGGAGAGUAGCAGAAAACGAUUAUGAAAUAGAGACCCAAAGAAUAUCUGCCUCUCAGCAGCAUCCUCACCUGCGGAAGGUGUCUGUGUCGGAGUCCAACGUGCUUCUGGAUGAGGAGGUCUUGACUGAUCCCAAAACCCAGGCUCUGCUGCUCACUGUCCUUGCCACGCUGGUGAAAUACACUACAGACGAGUUCGACCAGAGGAUCCUCUAUGAAUAUUUAGCUGAAGCUAGUGUUGUCUUCCCAAAAGUCUUUCCAGUUGUCCACAACCUGCUGGACUCGAAGAUUAAUACCCUCUUGUCACUGUGCCAGGACCCCAAUCUCUUGAAUCCCAUUCAUGGAAUUGUGCAAAGCGUGGUGUACCAUGAGGAGUCCCCACCACAGUACCAGCCGUCCUACCUACAAAGUUUUGGUUUCAAUGGGUUGUGGCGGUUUGCUGGUCCUUUCUCCAAGCAAACGCAGAUUCCAGACUACGCCGAGCUCAUCGUGAAAUUCCUGGACGCGCUGAUCGACACCUACCUGCCGGGCAUCGACGAGGAGACGAGCGAGGAGUCUCUGCGGACGCCCACCUCCCCCUACCCCCCCCCUGUGCAGAGCCAGCUCAGCAUCACGGCCAACCUCAACCUUUCCAAUUCCAUGACCUCACUCGCUACUUCCCAGCAUUCCCCAGUUUAUAGACGAUCCCCAACACUGCCCCAGUUGAGGACCUCUGAUGUGGUGUCCCAGAAAAUGCCUGCAUCUCUGCCUUGCUCUAAAUCUGCCGUUUUCAUGCAGCCGCCCCCCCAUCCAGUUUGCAAAUGCAACAGAAAAUCUUUGCACCCGGGACGGGCUCCCCUCUUCAGAACUGGGGCGAAUUCCAUGUUCGUAACCAUGGCGUUGACAAGUCUUGGGUGCAUACAUGUGCACACAGAAAACAAUGGAAUCGACAAGGAAAACGUGGAGCUUUCUCCAACUAGCGGGCACACGAACAGCGGGCGGACGAGGCACGGGUCAGCAAGCCAAGUCCAGAAGCAGCGUAGCGCCGGGAGUUUCAAGCGCCCCAGCAUUAAGAAGAUUGUGUGAAGAAGGGUCAUUACAUCCUCCAGACUCCCCCUGACCAGUCAUGAUGCUGCACUUUCGUUUUUUGUUCGUUCCUGGGUUGUUUCUUUAUUUUUUAUUUUAUUGUUUCUCCUGUCAAGUCAGCCAAGUUGCCUGACGAUCAAGAUUAUUGAAGAACUGCCUGAAUUUAAAGCCUAUUAUUAUUAUUAUUAUUAUUAUUAUUAUUAUUAUUAUUAUUUUUUUUUUUUUUUUUAGAAAGUGUUUCCAAAGCAUUCUAGAAGAAAAUUUAGUUCAAGUAUAUCAAUUUAGGUAACAAAAUGUCAUUUUUUUUCUUUUUCUUUUUUUAGCUGGAAGCACUGAAAUUCAUAGCACUGCAGCAGUUGUCUUAAAAAAAAAAAAAGGAAGCCAUUCAUUAGUUCUACUUUUUUUUUCUGCUUUUAUCAUUUUUGCCUUUUUGUAAAAAUGAAAAAGUGUUGAGAGAAAAAAAGGAAAAGAAAAUUCAGAAUAUUUGCACCCUUUUCUUGAAACGGCAAAGUGGCUUUCUUUAUGGUUGGACACAAUGGAGUCAAAGGAGAAGGCUGGAAAGAGGAGAGCUAAGAGAUCGGCAAGAAGUAGCCUCAUGAACACACUUUUUGUUUCGUGUUUUUUUUUUUUUUUCUUUUUGUAAGGACUAAGAUAAGCAGGUUAAUCACAGGUACGGUUUGAGGAUUGAACUUCAAGUGAAAGUCAAGAUUAUAUAUGUAGGAGUUCUCAUUGAAUUAGAGUAGCUGGUAGUGUGUGUGUUUUGUGGAACUGCAAAGUUAAGGGUUGUGCAGUACAAAGCAGAAGACCGUAUCCCUAGUGAAUUGCACACCGCUCGGGGCACACUCGGUUAUGGGUGUGCAAUAACCGAGACAGCCCAGGGCAGGGCACACGUUGCAAUUCAGUUUCCAGUCCCUUCUUCAAAUCGAAUUCCAUUUCCCUAGUCACUUCUUCUAAUCAGCUCCAUCCCAUCGUUGAUGAAAAUUGCAAUCGGCAGCAUUCUGUUCAAACGAGCUUCGCGCCGUGGCAGCACAGUCCUUCGAAGGAACUGGAAUUGGGAAUUAAUUUUUAUACAGGCAUUGGAACUGAACAGCAGGAGUUGACCCCGAGCCUGGUCGAGAGAGAAGAGAUAGGCGAGGGCUUUUCUAGUUAGAAGUUAUAUCACAUGCCUAAAUCAUUUCAAAGUGUAGCGCAAAGUGACCCCCUGUGCAGUCACUUUAUACUAGUUAAAUCAGAAGAAAACUUGAUAAUAAAAAUGCAUAAAUCUAGUGUCCGUUGUGUGGCUUCAUCAGGGUUUUCAAACUGAGCAUUUUGAAAUGUGUGUAAUUUGUGAUAAAAUAGCCCUUGAUUUGGAUAGUGAGGACAGGUAGGGUUUGACUUUGAGUGGCUUGUGUUCCACAGAAUGUGUAUCAUUAUAAAAUGCAUCCUAUAAUGCUAUUUAAAAAAAAAUCUAUACAGUAACCAAUAUUCUACAGUCAGAUAGCAAUGUCCCUGUAUAGCAGAGUAGUCACAUUGAAGAACUUUUUUUUCGUUAUCAUUAUUUUGCAAAGAUCGACUUAGGACAAGACACUAGGAAUAAUAACGUGAACUUGUAAAUAUUAAAAUGCUUUUAUUUUAUCGAUUUUAAAAAAAAAAGUUUAAUUUGUUUACAGUGCAGUACGAAAACAAUGGAUACAAUCAUAAUAUGCAAACAAUUUGCCAAAAUAAUAUAGAAUUUCAAAAUAAUAAUAAUAAUGAUGAUGAUGAUGAUGAUGAUGAGUACUGUGUCAGGAUCCUCUGUGUUCGUAUUGAGUAGCAUGCAGGUUUUGUGAGGGUCGCUGUAAGGGAAGCGUUCAGGUUCAAUUAGAGACAGUAUUGAGACAUGGCCGAUUCAGAGUAUGAAGGGAUGCAGGGUAUUGUGCUGUUUGUUUUUUCUGUUUGUUAUAUAAACUCCUUACUUGAUUGAAACGCAAUCUACUUACAAGUGUAGUUGGACAGUAGACUGCAUCAGCCGGGGCAGAUUCUGGUUUUGCCGAGGUUUCCGCCUGGCUGUUCAGAGGCGCGAUGAUGUGACAAAAAACACUGCAAAGCUUAGCGAAUUUCUGUAUUGAUUUUGGAUGUUAUGACUGCAGUCAGCCAGAAUGUAACUGGUACCAGGUUUAAUCGCAGACCAGCUUAGUCAUAAAUGUACAAAAAGGGUUUGUGCGCUUUUAAUAUUUGGUGCAGUGGUGUUAAUUAAAAAAAAUAUAUCAUUAGCCCACAGCGUAAAACAAAAUGGGAAUGGAGCAGUGUUUAAUAUACUGUUAUUGUUCAACAAGAGAGUUAGCUUUGUUUACAGAGAUUUAAUUUGAAUUAUAAAAUAAAUAAAUAGAAACAUUGGGCAAAGUAUUAUAUUAGCGUUAAUCAAAUCCAGUGUUGUUCAUGCAAGCGGCUUCUCGUCUGUAUAGUAUUUAAGAGAGGCUGAAGCAGCUCCAGGUGAGGAGCGGCUGAUUCCAAGUAAGCGUUGGUGCAUAGCUGUUAACAGACCUGCUCAGUUUCAGCGUGGAAGUAAUUAGCAGUUCACCUGAAGCUGUGUGUUUUGUAGACACAGCUUUUAAAUUGUGACCCAAACUAGAAUUAACUGAUUAAAAAAAACCACACACUUUUUUCUCACUUCUUAGUGAGUACACCUGACCAACGCGUUUCUCCAUUAUUCAGUGCAGUAUUCCUGCUCCGAGGUGAUCGCUGUCACAGCUAUGGCAUCUUGGGAACGACAGUCCUUUACUACGUGGUUUAAUCAGCUUUCAGCAUCAGGACAGGCAGAUCUAUCCAGCAGUUUGGUAUAGGCGAGAGAGUCAGGCGUAGUGUUGCACUACUCCAAACUGCGGUCACGGAUUUCAAUUCUAGGGUUUAAUGAACUCAAAUUCGGCACGUCUUGCCUGAGGUUAUGCAAAACAAAGACUUUGCCGCAAGCAGUUACCUUUUGAGUGUUGGCCACACUAAUUAUUUUUUUUGGUUUUGUUUUGUUUUUUUAAAUGCAGUACGUUCACCUUUUGUAAAUAGUUUUUGUGUAAAAUUUGACAAAGGUAUAUUUACUACACUGUAAAUACAUGUGAUGAUAAAUUGUAUUAUUUAGCUUUUUUUUGUAAAGCAGUUAGUUUGCUGUACAUGUAUAACAUACAAAUGUAAUUAUUCUAGUGUUAGUAAUGUUAACUCUCUCUCUCUCUCUCUCUUCCCUUCCAUUGCAUUACACUAUGUCAUUAAAACAAAAAAGGAACAGCCAGUAGAAUAUAAAAUUGCUGUGUAUUAUAAACUCACACUGUGUAUGAUAAACUUACUGUUCCCAUUUUGGGCCUAACCUUGAGAAAUGAUACCUUCAAACCCCCCCCCCGUGCGCUCGAGUCCUGUUCUUACUGUAAGACAAGCGUCUGUGAGCAGGAGGAAGGAGGCGGCUGUUUAAAUCUAGAUGGAUUUGUUAAUCGUAGGUACCAUUGUAGAAAUCAUUAUUCAAGAAAUGUGCUGUUCUCCUCGUCCCUGUCCCCCCACUUUAUGUAUGUAUUUCUUUUUUUGAAAGUAAAAUGUAAAUUGAACCUGU